Solanum verrucosum is the source of this 1887-nucleotide messenger RNA. RefSeq lists its product as uncharacterized. Lineage: Eukaryota; Viridiplantae; Streptophyta; Magnoliopsida; Solanales; Solanaceae. The record is from RefSeq and is a predicted model, not a curated record. Bases 1 to 1887 code for a protein of 628 amino acids. Gene Ontology annotation, biological process: DNA transposition. The transcript is spliced from 3 exons. Gene Ontology annotation, molecular function: transposase activity; DNA binding.
AUGGAAGAUAUGAAUGUUGAUCUUUUAUUUCACCAUGGAGGUAAAUGGACUUUAAAACCUCACCUACUAUAUGAUGAGAGGUAUGUUCAUUCUUUGAGGGCCUUUAAUUCCAAUCACCUAAAUUUGAUUGACAUAAAAGAGGUGUUUGAAAAUAACUUGAGUUUUGUAUUAGUUAAACAAGUACUUGUAAAAGGACCUUCUGGAAAUUUGUUUUUGGUUCAAGAUUCUGAUGGAAUUAGGAUACUUCAGGAGUUACUAACUGAAGCGUUUAGGGUAGUUCAUGUAUUUACUAUUGAUGAUAAUGAAGAAAUUGUUUUUGCCCCUAACAUUAUCAAUCAUAGUGAAACAUAUCAUGUUCAGUGUGAGUAUGGGACUGACGCCGAGUCAGAAAGUGAUGAUGGUUUGGUUGAUCCUACUUCAGAUGGUGAGUAUGACUUUGAUGAAUUAGAGAUCAUUAAGAUGCAAAAAAACAAGGAAGUCAAUGCUAAUCUAAGUCAUUACAAAGACCUUUUUCUUAAUGUGACCUUUAAGAACUUAGAUGAUGCUAGGAAAACUUGUAAUUUAUAUGCCCUGGCGACUAAAAAACCUUUGAAAGUUGCAAAAAGUGACCGAAAAAGAUUAAGAUACAGAUGCAUAGAGGGUUGUCCAUUUGCAAUUCUUGUUUCACUUGAUGGUAAAGGUCCAGGAUAUAAACUUAAGACUUUUAAGCAAGAACACAACUGUGAAGAGGCAUUACACAAUCCUAGAGCUACCACAAACACUUUAUCCCAUUAUUUCAAAAGCAAAGUUCAGAAUAAUCCCAAGUAUGCGCUGAAGGAUAUGAAACAAGACUUGAUGGAUAAUUUCAACUUAAAUACUAAUGAUUCAAAGUUGAAAAGGGCCAAGAGAAUGGCCCUUCAAAAAAUGCAAGGCAGUUUUUUGGAUGAAUACAACAGAUUGGAGGCGUAUGCAAAUGAGAUUAGAAUGACUAAUCCCAGUAGUGAUGUGGUGAUUAACUUAUCAAAAGAUGCAAUGGUACAAGGAAAAAGAAAAUUUCUCAGAAUGUACAUAUGUUUUAAUGCAAUGAAGGUUGGAUGGAAAGAAGGAUUAAGACCACUCAUAGGACUUGAUGGGACAUUUUUAAAGGGCCAAUGCAAGGGGCAAUUACUGGUGGCUAUGGCACAAGACUGCGAUAACUCUUUCUAUCCAUUGGUGUGGGCUAUAGUGGAUAAGGAGACCACUACGACAUGGACAUGGUUCUUACAGUUGUUGGAGAAGUCAUUGAAUCUGAAGAAUGGUGAUAGCAUCACAUUUAUGUCUGACAUGCAGAAGGGAUUACUGAAUGCAGUGGAAAAUGUCCUUCCAUUAUCAAACCAUAGAUAUUGUGUAAGACAUGUUGAGGCCAAUUGGAUGAAGAGAUUUAGGACCGGAAAGAUGAAGAAACUUAUGUGGUGGGCUGCUUGGUGUACUUAUGAAGAAGAUUUUAAGGACCAAUUGAAUGCUCUUGGUGCAUUAUCAGAGGAAGCUGCUAAAGAUUUGGUCAAGUUUCCACCACAAAAAUGGUGCAGAACAUAUUUUGAUACUUUGUGCAAAAAUCAGUUGGUAGAUAAUAAUUUCACUGAAUCCUUCAACUCUUGGAUCUUGGUACCUAGAGGCAAGCCUAUCUUGAAGAUGCUUGAAGAGAUUAGAGACAAAAUAAUGAACAGGUUGAGAAAGAAGGAAAAAGAGGCAGAAACAUGGAACAUUCAUUACAAACACAGUCCUAAGUGUAUGGAAUUGUUCAUUGCCUACAGUAAGAUUGCCAACUUAUGCAAGCUUGAGUUUAAUGGGGACCUUGGGUUUGAAGUGUCUGAGGGUGAAGAUAGGCACAUAGUGAAUAUUGUGGAGAAGAAGUGCAGUUGCAGGUAA